UCCAAAGCACACACCGCACCGCUCCGGAACUCAACAAGCGUGUACCGGUGGCGCGCGCGAUGGCCGGCGACGCAACCACGACGACGACACGCAAGCAGGUGGUGCUGUACCCCUCGCCCGGCAUGGGCCACCUCGUCUCCAUGAUCGAGCUCGGCAAGCUCUUCGCUGCUCGCGGCCUCGCCGUCACCAUCCUCAUCGUGAAGCUGCCGUUCGAGGACACCGGCGCCAGGGGGCCCUUCCUGGCUGGCGUCACCGCGGCCAACCCCUCCAUCACCUUCCACAGCCUCCCGCAGGUCGACCUCCCGCUCGUCCUCCAGUCCGACCACCCCGAGGCGGUAACCUUCGAGGUCGCCCGCGUCUCCAACCCCGACCUCCGCGACUUCCUCGCCGCCGCCUCCCCCGCCGUCCUCGUGGUGGACUUCUUCUGCAGCGUCGCCCUCGACGUCGCCGCAGAGCUUGGCAUCCCCGGGUACUGCUUCUUCACAUCUGGCGCCGAGGCGCUGUGUCUUUUCCUGUACCUGCCCGUCCUGCACGCUCAGACCACGGCGAGCUUCCGGGACAUGGGCGAGGAGCUCGUGCACGUGCCAGGAAUCUCCUCGUUCCCGGCGUCGCACGCAAUCAAGCCGAUCAUGCACCGCGACGACGCGGCGUACAGGGGAUUCCUGAGCGUGUCCCCCUACCUGUGCCGCUCCCAGGGCAUCAUCGUCAACACCUGCCGCUCGCUCGAGCCGCGCGCCGUCGACGCGAUCGGCGCCGGGCACUGCACGCCGCCAGGACUCCCGACACCUCCUGUCUACUGCAUCGGGCCGCUCAUAAAGUCGGAGGAGGUGGGCGUGAAGCACGGCCAGGAGUGCCUCGCCUGGCUGGACUCGCAGCCCAAGCACAGCGUGGUGUUCCUCUGCUUCGGCAGCCUCGGCGUGCUCGGCGCCAAGCAGAUCAGAGAGAUAGCGGUCGGCCUGGAGGCCAGCGGCAAAAGGUUUCUGUGGGUCGUGCGGAGCCCGCCCAGUGACGACCCGGCGAAGCGGUUCGAGAAGACGCCGGAGCCGGACCUCGGCGCUCUCCUCCCGGAGGGCUUCCUCGACCGGACCAAGGGCACGGGCCUCGUCGUCAAGUCGUGGGCGCCGCAGCGCGACGUGCUGGCGCACGACGCCGUGGGCGGGUUCGUCACGCACUGCGGAUGGAACUCCAUCUUAGAAUCGGUCAUGGCCGGCGUGCCCAUGCUGGCGUGGCCACUCUACGCGGAGCAGCGGAUCAACAGAGUGUUCCUAGAGAAGGAGCUGGGCCUGGCCGUGGCGGUGGAAGGGUACGACAAGGACCUGGUCGAAGCCGACGAGGUGGCGUCCAAGGUGAGCUGGAUUGUGGACUCUGACGGCGGCAGAUUCCUCCGAGAACGGACACUGUCGGCCAUGCGACAGGCUAAGGAGGCAAUGCGCAACGGCGGUGAAUCGGAUUUGACAUUGGCACGGCUGGUGGACGGCUGGAUGCUUGCAUGACAUGGUCGGUGAGAUAACAGGUAAGGUGGGUGGGGUUGUUUGAGCAGGUGUAACAUGACGAA
Molecule: messenger RNA, 1555 nt
Organism: Lolium rigidum
Lineage: Eukaryota; Viridiplantae; Streptophyta; Magnoliopsida; Poales; Poaceae
Product: UDP-glycosyltransferase 88B1-like
Exons: 1
Coding region: 60-1493 (477 amino acids)
Molecular function (GO): UDP-glycosyltransferase activity
Source: RefSeq, a predicted model, not a curated record